Protopterus annectens (West African lungfish) is the source of this 1597-nucleotide messenger RNA. RefSeq names its product chaperonin containing TCP1 subunit 4 (gene CCT4). The record is from RefSeq and is a predicted model, not a curated record. Gene Ontology annotation, biological process: protein folding. Gene Ontology annotation, molecular function: ATP-dependent protein folding chaperone; ATP binding; ATP hydrolysis activity. Gene Ontology annotation, cellular component: chaperonin-containing T-complex. NCBI's taxonomy places the organism in Eukaryota, Metazoa, Chordata, Ceratodontiformes, Protopteridae.
UCAGAGUCUAGGUCCCCUUUAACAGCCGGUGUUGUCUGGAAGGUUCGCAGGCGUGGUGUGGAGUUGUUAGUUUGAAUGAUUCUGAGUACAUAGUUUAUCAGCAUUCAUCCUAUUCUCUGUUUAUUUUUAAAGCUGUUUUAGUGAAGUACUUUGUAGGGUAAAAUAGUUUGGAGAAAGACAAUGCCUGAAUUUACUGUCUCCAAAAGCCAUUCCGGCAGCUCUGGUAUACAGAAUAGUGGAACGUAUCAGGACCGAGAUAAACCUGCACAGAUACGUUUUAGUAAUAUAUCGGCAGGAAAAGCUGUUGCAGAUGCUGUUAGAACAAGUCUUGGACCAAAAGGCAUGGAUAAAAUGCUUGUAGAAUUAUCCAAAGCACAAGACAUUGAGGCUGGUGAUGGGACCACAUCUGUUGUUGUCAUUGCUGGUGCACUGUUGGAUGCUUGCUCCAGACUUCUUCAGAAGGGAAUCCAUCCUACAAUAAUUUCUGAAUCUUUCCAGAAAGCUGCAGAUAAGGGUGUUGAAAUUUUGAAUACUAUGGCACAGCCCGUAGAACUGAGUGAUAGAGAAUCGCUUCUAAACAGUGCCUCGACUGCAUUGAAUUCAAAGUGGGACAAUUGAUGACUGUGAAAUGGUUGAUGGACUUGUACUUACUCAGAAGGUAGCAAAUACUGGAGUCACACGAGUUGAAAAAGCGAAGAUUGGUCUCAUUCAGUUCUGCUUGUCUGCUCCAAAAACAGACAGAUGCUCUUAGCGAUUUGGCUUUGCAUUUUCUAAACAAGAUGAAGAUCAUGGUGAUUAAAGAUAUUGAAAGAGAAGAUAUUGAAUUUAUAUGCAAGACAAUUGGAACCAAGCCAGCUGCACAUGUUGACCAUUUUACUCCUGACAUGUUGGGUACUGCAGAAUUGGCAGAAGAAGUUAACCUAGAUGGCUCUGGGAAAUUAAUAAAGAUUACUGGCUGUGCAAAUCCUGGAAGAACUGUCAGCAUUGUAGUUCGUGGGUCCAAUAAACUGGUGAUGGAAGAAGCUGAACGUUCAAUCCAUGAUGCUUUGUGUGUGAUACGGUGCUUAGUUAAGAAGAGGGCUCUUAUUGCUGGUGGUGGAGCACCAGAAAUCGAACUUGCUAUUCGAUUGAAUGAAUAUGCACGCACUUUAGGUGGUAUGGAAUCUUACUGCGUACGAGCUUAUGCAGAUGCUUUAGAAAUUAUUCCCUCAACACUUGCAGAAAAUGCUGGCCUAAAUCCUAUCUCAACUGUUACUGAAUUAAGGAAUAGACAUGCCCAAGGUGAAAAAACAGCUGGCAUCAAUGUCAGAAAGGGUGGCAUUUCUAAUAUUUUGGAAGAACUGGUUGUGCAACCCCUUCUGGUGUCUGUCAGUGCCCUGAUGCUGGCUACUGAAACAGUUCGCAGUAUCCUCAAAAUUGAUGAUGUGGUUAAUGCAAGGGGUUAGAAAAGACCUAAAGAAGCCUACGACCUUCAGAUUGUGCUGAUCUUUACUAUCCACUGAAUUCAUGCUGAACCAGACAACAUUUCAAGUUUAAAUUACUCUAUUGAACAAACUAGUCAUAUAAAACUAACUUAAUAAAAUUGUAUUUGAAAUGU